GCAAGAUCGUUCGUGUGUGCGCACGCAAACACAGGCCCGUCAGUCAUCCGUCAAGCGGCCGAACGAGAGGAGGCGGCCCCGGUUUGCGUCGAUCGGCCAGUCAAAGUAAACAAAGACGCUCACAUUGCGUUCGUCCACUGGCGAUGGCGAUGAGUUCCUACAGCACGGUGGACAUGCUGCUCGCGGUGCUGGUGCUGCUGCUCCUUACCCCCGUCCUGCAGUGGCUAAUCCGGCGUGUACAGAUGAGCCAGAUUUACGACAAGAUACCCGGCCCGAAAGCGUACCCGUUCGUUGGCACGCUGUAUUUGCUGUUUGGCAAAAAGUCUCACGAGAUAUUCACGCUGAUCGAUCAAAGAACGCGCCAGUACGAUGGCAUUCAUCGCAUCUGGGUCGGGAUGACGCCGGAGGUGCGGCUGAGCCGGGCCGAGUACGUCGAGCAGAUCAUCGGUGCGAGCAAGCACACGGAAAAGGCCACACUGUACCGCUUUCUGGGCGACUGGCUCGGGGAAGGUUUGCUCACGUCCAAAGGCGAACGGUGGUUCCAGCACCGGAAGCUCAUUACGCCCACCUUCCACUUCAACAUACUGGACGGCUUCUGCGAGGUGUUUGCCGAGAAUGGGGCCGUGCUGGUUGAGCGCCUGCAGCGCCACGCCAACACUGGUCAGCCGGUCAACAUCUAUCCCUACGUAACGAAGGCGGCGCUAGAUGUAAUUUGCGAAACGGCAAUGGGUGUGCAGGUGCACGCACAAACGGCCGGCGAAGACAACGCGUACGUGAACGCCGUCUACGAAUUAAGCUCGCUGUUUCUGGAGCGGCUCGUGCGUCCCUGGCUGCACCCGGACUGGACCUUCCGCCGGUCGGCGCUGGGUCGCCGGCAGGCGCAACUCCUUGCGAUACUGCACGGUUACACGCGCAAGGUUAUUCAAGAGAGGCGACGUACAUUGGACCAGCAGCACGCAGGGGAGCGCAAUCGACCGGAGGCAGUGGGUGAUGGUCUGGGACGUCGCAAGCGGUUGGCCUUUCUCGAUCUGCUGCUGCAAAGUGCCACCACGGGCACGGGCAGCCCGUUGCUGACCGAUGAAGAUGUGCGCGAAGAGGUCGAUACGUUCAUGUUCGAGGGCCACGACACGACAACGGCUGGGAUGAGCUGGGCCCUGUUUCUGCUCGCCCUCCAUCCGGAGGUGCAGGAGCGCGUCCAUCAGGAAAUUGAUUCCAUCUUUGGCGGAAGCGACCGACCCGCCACGAUGCAGGACCUGACCGCGAUGCGGCUGCUCGAGCGCUGCCUGAAGGAAACGUUGCGCCUCUACCCGUCCGUCGCGUUCUUCGGCCGCACCACCAGCGAGGAUGUCACGCUCGGCGGGUAUCACGUGCCGGCCGGUACCAUCGUCGGCAUCCACGUGUACAACGUGCACCGGGACGAGCGAUUCUUCCCGGAUGCGGAAACCUUCGUUCCGGAUCGCUUCCUGCCCGAGCGUACCGCGGAAAACCGCCACCCGUACGCGUACAUCCCGUUCAGUGCGGGGCCGAGAAACUGCAUCGGGCAGAAGUUUGCCCUGCUGGAGGAGAAGUGUCUUGUUUCGUCCAUCCUGCGCCGGUUCCGCAUCCGGUCGCACCGGACGCGCGCCGAACAGCUUAUCGUGAAUGAGCUAAUUACCCGACCGAAGGAUGGCAUACUGCUCUAUCUGGAGGAGAGAGAGUGGUGAGCUGGAACGAUCGAUGCAAUUUCGAGAAAGGUGUGGUUUUUCUCUCCCUGCACAAGACGGUCAGGAUUAAAGUGCUUAAUAGAAGCGAGCCUUCACCUUCAUCUGGCCCGGAGCUGUGACAGCUGCAAAGCCGAUAAUCCAAGGUGCAUUAAGCGUAUAAAAUAUUCAACCUUCGCCGCACAUUGCACCGGCGCUGGGGGGACAGUAAAGUUAAUUAUUUCAUUUCUCAAACCAAACCGCCACGAACGGUCAAAAGCAAACACAAACACACACUUACACAGAGCGACGUAUUUCUGUUCCCUCGGGACGAUAAGCGAAAUGGGAGCUACCGGAUGGUGCGCUGGUUUUUGGGUUCCCAGAGAUGGAAGAGGAUGAGGAGGGCCACGUUGGUAUGUUGAUUAUUCAGUCCAAUUCUUAAAUUUGCAUUGCAACCGACUCCCAGAAGGGGGCGGUAGCUGGGAUGUACCCGGCCAGUGGUUUUCUCGCUGGAAGGUGGUAGGUGGGGAACACGGGAAAUUCAUCUGAAAUGCAAACAAAUUGUGAUUGCAAAAGUACGAAACGGUGUGGAGCGAGAGAAAACAGGAGAACAGAAAAAGUACACAAACACACACACACACGCACACACACACAUACAGAGCACAAUAAAAUGGCAACAAUGGAGCACCGUGUUUUCCGGGAGUGGCGAAUGCCGGGAUGGAAGUUUAAAAGUCAAUAUACUGCAGCAACACAGCACUGGGAGAAAGCGUUUGUUUUGAGUUUGGUUUCGGGAGGCAAAAAGUUGGCUUAAAGAGCGAAAGAUAUAUUCCAUACAAGCAAUGGUACCCGGUUUACUGCAUUCUUUCUACUGCAAUGAUUUUUAUUCUGCCAACGAAGAACGAUUGAUUGGUGGAUGAGUAAUUGAGUUUUAGAAAUUGUUUGCAAAUGUUUAGAGCAUUUAUCAAACCGGAUUGCUCAAUCUUUUUUCUGAUAAAACUAACCUAAUUAUCAUCAUAAUUUUAGACAAAAUACGACUAAUGGACUCUAACGCACGACACAUAAUGUAUUGCUGUAAUGCACGUUACAUACAUGCAGGCGUAUAUUUUAAGUUGCUUCAGUAAUUCAAUGUUUUGCGCUCUGUAUACGCUUAAAGAACAAUGCGUUAGUUAUAUUCUUCAAUUUACGGGCAAUUUCACUUCAAAAUGAAACCUUCUCAUAAUUUUUACAUUUUGAAGAGGGUCUUAUUUAAUCCUAAAUACACCCUUCAACGUUUGACAUUCCUUUCGAACAUGCGCUAUAACGAUAAAUUACGUGUCAUAUUUUGUUUCCCGCGAAUUUGGUUGUUUCCCCUCUACAACCAAAGCCCAUUCUGCAUUCGUUCCAAAGCAAGACAGGAGCAAAACAAUACACGCAACAACACCGUGUGGAUGCGGGUGUGGUAACGGCGCUAAGCACAAAUGUCUCAUUUGAAUAUUUCGGCGUAAUUUUGCGAUAAUUUAUCUCACGCUCUGUGAUUCGGUGAUUCGGCUACCAGCGGCGUAGCGUUUGUUGCUAACCCCCGCCGUCAGCGACGCCGAUCAUCAUCAUCAUCAGCAGCAUGAUGCCAGCAGUGCCGCCGGUUGCCGUGCCAUGCUCCUGCAGACACACAUUAUCAUUAAUCUUGCCACGCGUGUCGUAACCGCAUGCCCACAUCACACCGGCAGCGGCGGUGAAAAAAAAAUACAUCGGUGAAAAGGUCGGUGUGCCACGAGCCCGGUGGCAACGGGAAAGCUUUUAACCGGUCACUGAUGUUUUGUGUGAGAAAUUUUCACACCCGGAAUGAAGCCUAGCCCACCCGGAAUCGCAAGCGCGCUGAAGGUGUGAGAGUAUUCCAUUUGACGCAUAAAUAAGGUCGUCGGGAAUAAUGUUGCCUUCCCUUUAGCGCUUUGACGUUUCCCAAGAAUGGCGCAAAAAACAACAUUAAUUUACUUUUAAAUUGCGCGUUCCCUACGGAGAACCUUUUUUCGAUACCUUUUUGUCAUUCCCUCUGACUGAUUUCACGUGUCUUCCUGCUGCUAAGUGAGUUUGAAAAAUGUGCCUUCCGUUGGAUGGUCAUAUUAAUUAAAUCUUUGUGUCCCUGCUCUCACGCAAAGGUGAGGCCAUUAACUGGGAUGGGAAUGUCUAGAAAGGAAAUUGCACGCUAGUGCCUUCGCUAAGACGUCAAACUUGCGUCACAUAAUUUAUCAUUGACGUCUUCUAGUCUAUGUUGCUUUGUCAAGGGAUUUUCAUGUUUUUUUUUUCAAUCUAACAUUUCCGUAUAAUAUAUAACUUGACAUGUUUUCAUUUCAUUAAGUUUUUUCGGUAUAUGACGCAACUUUUGAUUUUCAUACU
This is a messenger RNA of Anopheles merus, 4049 nucleotides long. RefSeq names its product cytochrome P450 4C1-like. Lineage: Eukaryota; Metazoa; Arthropoda; Insecta; Diptera; Culicidae. The record is from RefSeq and is a predicted model, not a curated record. Gene Ontology annotation, molecular function: oxidoreductase activity, acting on paired donors, with incorporation or reduction of molecular oxygen; heme binding; iron ion binding. The coding region runs from base 144 to 1703 and encodes 519 amino acids. The transcript is spliced from 8 exons.